CAAUUUCAGUUUGACAAUUCAUGUGUUUAACUUUGGACUUUGGAUUAAUACCUGUCGUGUACAAUUUGUUUUAUUAUUUAAUCGUGGGCUGUCAUUAAAGGAACAUUGUGAUAUUAAAAAAGUAAUAAACAAAAGAAGAAUGACUUCGUUAUUCAAAACAAUCGUUUUCAAUAAUCCCCGGAUAAUAUCGCAUGUCUUUAAGCGCUCAUUCACAGUAGCGGAGCUCAAACCGUAUGAAACAUUAGCUGUGUCUGUACCAAAGCCAUAUGUGUAUCAUGUGGAACUCAACAGACCGAAGAAGUCCAAUGCCUUCACUAGAGUUAUGUGGCAGGAGAUUGGUGAAUGUUUUACGGCACUCAGUAAUACUGCAGACUGUAGAGUCAUUGUAUUGUCUGGACAGGGAAAGAACUUUACUGGAGGUAUUGACAUCCAAAGUCUGGUACAACUAGCUUCAGAGGCCGAUGAUUUACCGGAUGUGGCGAGGAAGGCUCGAUUCCACAGCAACUUCAUCAAAUAUGCACAGGACACCAUCACAUCGCUUGAGGUUUGUGUGAAGCCGGUUCUCAGCGUUGUCCACAGCGCGUGUGUGGGAGCCGGAGUCGACCUCAUCACGGCUGCUGAUAUGAGGUAUUGCACAGAAGACGCUUGGUUCUCAGUGAGGGAGGUUGAUGUCGGUCUAGCAGCUGAUGUGGGGACGCUACAGAGACUGCCUAAGGUGGUCGGAAACACAUCGAUAGCUCGCGAGCUGUGCUUCACCGGCCGCAAGUUCACCGCACAGGAGGCUAAAGAGAUCGGACUGGUCAGCAAAGUGUUCCCUGAUAAGGAUACAGCAAUGAACACAGUCAUGGAUAUAGCAGUGAACAUAGCAUCAAAGAGUCCGAUUGCCGUCCAAACUACUAAAAUCAACCUCGUCUACUCCCAAAGCAGACCUAACCAAGAUGGAUUAGAACAUAUUCGUCUCCUCAACGCCGUGAUGAACCAAGGAGAAGAUCUACCGAAGUCUGCUAUCGCACAAGCCACGAAGGGCCCUCCACCAGAAUUCGAUAACGUUUGAUUUUAUUAUUUAAAAAAACUUCGGGUCUAUAAUUCAUAAUAAUGUAUAAUGUUUCUAAAGGUUUUUAAUUUCUAUAAGUAAUAUUUAUUUAUGUACAAAGUAUUUAAGUGAAGCCCUUAAUAUUUUAAAUGGCUUUUUCGUGCAAAAAAGCAAGUUUCCCAAGCAAGUAAUAGAGGUAAAGUAAAAGAUUCGUUUUAUAUGAAUUUGAUCAGAUUACAAUGUUAGUUAUUGUUUCGCAUUCUUUAUUUAUUUAUACUUAAUUUUAAACAGAAUAUAAACAAGCUGGCUCCUCUGAUAAUUGAGUAUUGGGUUAAUCUAAGGGUUUUCUUCCAUCAUGUCAAGACAGAGUAGGUACUUUUUGCGUAAAAUGGCCACAUUAAAAUACCUAAAUAUAGUUAUAUGGUCUAGUCUAUAAGAAAUGACUUUAUAAUUACUGUAUACAUUUUAGAGGCAUACUGUAUAUUAUGUUAUGAGUAUAUUUUUUUUACUCUAUUUGUGUAUUUCAAAUCGGUAAACAAUGUUGGUGCGUCUAUUUUUCUACAAAAGUUUAAGAAUUAAAGUCUACUAACAGAAAUGUAAAACAACGUUAAAGAUUACAAAAUCAAAUACUUAUACCAAUGAAAUAAAUCAGUCGUUUGUCAAUUUAAUACGUGUUUGUACAAAAUUAGUGUUAUUGACUGCCAAUCCUAUUUAUAUAAUUAGUCAAUUAAGUAGUAUAAAAUAUUUUUGAAUUCUAUACAACUGUUACCUACGUCUAUACACAGUACAUUAAAUAUAUAAAUACUAA
Molecule: messenger RNA, 1841 nt
Organism: Trichoplusia ni (cabbage looper)
Lineage: Eukaryota; Metazoa; Arthropoda; Insecta; Lepidoptera; Noctuidae
Product: delta(3,5)-Delta(2,4)-dienoyl-CoA isomerase, mitochondrial
Exons: 9
Coding region: 140-1054 (304 amino acids)
Cellular component (GO): mitochondrion
Molecular function (GO): delta(3,5)-delta(2,4)-dienoyl-CoA isomerase activity
Source: RefSeq, a predicted model, not a curated record